UCACUGCGUCGGUCGUUUACUAAACAAAGAUGUAUAAUAUUAUUAUUGGUGGAAUAAUAAUUGUAAUAGUCUUGAUCGUGUAUCAGAAAAAGCGAGUGGCAAUUUGCAAGUCAACGAAAAAGCUUCAAGGAAAAACUGUUAUUGUAACUGGUGGGACGGCUGGGAUCGGAUUUGAAAUUGCAAAAGAUUUUGCUCGAAGAGGUGCCAAAGUUAUAAUUGCUUGUCCGUUUGAUAAAGAGGGUAACACAGCUCUCGAAAGGAUAACCAAAAUAACUGGUAACCGUGAAAUUUACUUCAAAAAAUUAGAUCUCGCAUCUUUAAAAUCCGUAAGAAAUUUUGCAACACAAAUUCUGGAACAAGAAAAAAGACUAGACAUUCUCGUAAACAAUGCUGGAGUGGGCAUCCCUGGAAACUUUCUAACCGACGAUGGAAUCAAUUUUAUAAUGCAAGUCAACUAUUACGGACACUUCCUGUUAACCCUCCUCCUAUUGCCAUUAUUGAAGUCAACUGACACCCAAUCGGAACCUGCGAGGAUAAUCAGCAUGACAUCGGUUAUGCGUAAAUAUGCAUCAUUAGAAGUAGAUAAUUACAACAAAAUUGGAGUUUGGUCUAAAGUAAGAGUUUACGCAAACAGCAAGUUGAGUUUAGUGAUGUUUUCACGGGAAUUGGCGAAGAGACUUCAAGAUUCUAAUGUGUUAAUAAAUAGUGCGGAUCCAGGUGUGGUUGCAACUGGGAUCUAUUACAGUGUAAAUAGAUACAUUGCCCCUUUUAUCAAUUUGUUUAUAUAUUCGUUCUUGAGGACAGCGUGGCAAGGAGCUCAAACGGUCAUUCAUAUGGCAACAGAUAACAAAACAGACCAUAUUAGUGGAAGAGAGUUUGAAAACUGUAAACUAACUGAUACUAAUAUGAGGGGUGAUUUUGACCUUGCGUCAAAGAAAUUGUGGGAUCAGUCAGUUAGGCUUGUCCAACUCGAAGAGUAUGAAUUAAACAGAGCCUUGAAAUAAAUAUCAAAUGAUAUGAAGGGGUUUGAAUGUUUAAGUAUGAAGCUUAGCUUCUGCAAUCCGCUUUUUUUUUAAUAACUUAAAUAAAAACGUGUAACUAUUUUACAAACAGUUUAUUGAUGUUAUGGAAUUGAUAAACUUAAAACUGAAACUAAACGUGCGAGUCAGCUCCGAAAUAUUGUUUUUAUUUUUUGUUAAUCCAACAUAGAUCUAACACUACGUCAACAAGAGAUUAACCGUCAAAGUCAAUUAAGUAGUAGGUAUUUUCAAGGUAGGUAAGUCUGAUUUUCUUAGUUAAAUUUUUCCAUACCGACUUCAGGUUUUUAAGUAGACUCUAAGCAUUAAAGUAAACAAAAAUAUCCAAAACUUAUUUCGUGAAACUUAUUUAGUUAUGAUUAUGAUACGUAACAGUAUAUAUUUAAAGUCAAAAUAACUCGAAUAUAAUAUGGUCUUUUUUUAUAUUGUUUUCAACCGUUUAUAUAUUUG
Pararge aegeria (speckled wood butterfly) is the source of this 1487-nucleotide messenger RNA. RefSeq names its product retinol dehydrogenase 11-like. Bases 30 to 1004 code for a protein of 324 amino acids. The record is from RefSeq and is a predicted model, not a curated record. NCBI's taxonomy places the organism in Eukaryota, Metazoa, Arthropoda, Insecta, Lepidoptera, Nymphalidae. Gene Ontology annotation, molecular function: oxidoreductase activity. The transcript has a single exon.